This is a messenger RNA of Glycine soja, 1200 nucleotides long. RefSeq names its product SAGA-associated factor 29 homolog B-like. The transcript is spliced from 10 exons. Bases 185 to 1000 code for a protein of 271 amino acids. The record is from RefSeq and is a predicted model, not a curated record. Gene Ontology annotation, cellular component: SAGA complex. NCBI's taxonomy places the organism in Eukaryota, Viridiplantae, Streptophyta, Magnoliopsida, Fabales, Fabaceae.
AAUAUCCAUCCCACUUUGUUAAAAAUUUCACGAAAAAAAAUAAAAUAAAAAUUGGAAAAAUUCCAAUUCCGCUCUCGAUUUUCGAUUUCGGAGUUUGAUAGCAACGUUGGAAGGAAAGGUGAGAGCAAAAUCGUUGGAAGAAUCUGGUUUUUGGGUCGUGGUUGUUGUUUUCGCCAUCAAAACAAUGUCUUCGCCGGACAUUGUCUCGAUAUUGGAGAACUCGAAGGAGUUCGAUCGGGUGAGGAAAGAACAAGAGGAUAUUCUGUCGGAGAUCAACAAACUUCACAAGAAGCUUCAAGCAACUCCUGAAGUAGUUGAGAAGCCUGGGGAUAACUCAUUGGCUAGGCUGAAAUUUUUGUACACUCAAGCAAAAGAUCUUUCAGAAAGUGAAGCAAGUAUUUCCAACUUACUGAUAAACCAAAUUGAUGCCCUACUGCCUACGGGUCCACAAGGGCAAACACGAAGAAGAAUAGGAAAAGAAGGUAAUGAGCAGAAAAGGAAACGAGUGAAGACUGAGUCAGACAUUUCAAGGCUAACUCCUAAUAUGCGAAGUCAACUUGAGGCUUGUGCCAGUCUUAAAGGCGAACAGGUAGCGGCUAGGGUCACACCACGAAAUGCUGAUAAGGACGAGUGGUUUGUCGUAAAAGUGAUUCAUUUUGAUAAGGAAUCAAAGGAAUUUGAAGUACUGGAUGAGGAACCAGGCGAUGAUGAAGAAAGCAGUGGCCAAAGACAAUACAAGCUUCCCAUGGCAAAUAUCAUUCCUUUCCCCAAGAGUAAUGAUCCUUCUAGCGCUCUUGAUUUCCCUCCUGGAAAACAUGUUUUGGCGGUCUAUCCAGGAACUACUGCACUUUAUAAAGCAACAGUUGUUCAAGGCCCUCGCAGAAGGAAGACCGAGGAUUAUGUGUUGGAAUUUGAUGAUGAUGAGGAAGAUGGAUCUUUACCUCAAAGGACAGUGCCAUUCCGCAAAGUGGUUCCUCUUCCAGAAGGACAUCGCCAAUGAGUUUGAGUAUAAGCUAUUUAUUAUAGUUGUGUAUAAAGCAGAAACUAGACCAUUGCAUAUGUGCCACUUGUGUAAUAUGCUCCGUGUGAUGUGGUUUGUAAGAAUGACAUUGCAACCCAAUUUCGAACAUGUAAGAAUGACACGAAGUUCAAUUUCACGUUACCUAGAAAUGAUAAAUAUCCCAGGUUAGUUUCUCACAA